This is a messenger RNA of Caenorhabditis auriculariae, 2582 nucleotides long. Lineage: Eukaryota; Metazoa; Nematoda; Chromadorea; Rhabditida; Rhabditidae. The record is from the annotation of a GenBank genome assembly.
AUGGGUUGGUUUUUUUAUUUUUUUAAUUUACAGUAAAGUCUCUAAAUUUGUGGGAGAAAAAAACUUUCAAGAAACUCAUUUUUAAAAGAUUCCUUAGAGUUUUUGAAAAAGGGUUAUUACGCUGAAUAAUCAAAUGUUUGUUGCUUAAAAUUACUAAAUAGCUUUUUUAAUAUUUUCAACAAAAAAAAUCAUUAUGCUUACAAAUAUCCUAAUUCAAGCAAAAACGGAAUGAAUCAAUAACUAUGACGCACUUUGUGAUGAUUCAUAUCAUUUUUUCUGAGAUUUUCAAUUAGCACAAGAAUAUUUAUUGUCACAAUGUUAACACUUUGAAAAAUUCAUAAUUUGUUUUCAGGAAAAGAUGUCGUGAUCCUCAAGGAAGGCGAGCGGAUUUGCGGAACCGGCGGAUCGAUCGCCACUGUCCCGAUUGUCCAAAAUAAAGCUUACUUCCAAGUUACCAUCCAGCAAACAGGUUUUUCCAUUCUAUAUAGCUUUCUUUCAACUUAUGCAGCUAAUAAUUAGUUUGUGUUUUUUUCAACUCCUUUUUUGGGUGAAUAUUCUUUUUUUGGAAUUUAUAGACCGUUUGAAUUUUGAUAAUUGGUAGAUUAAAUGUUUGAAUACUUAGAGGGAAUUUAGCAGUUUAAGCUACAAUAUUAAUUUGAAGUCUCAAAGGAAUGACUUUUCUUUUUGAAAACUUCUAAGGGAUCAAAUUCACAAAGUUUUGUGUGUAAGACAAAAUCAAGCAAACCAAAAUCGUCAAUUUUUCUUUUUCAUGAGUUUUAUUCAUCCAGGAACCUGGGGAAUUGGUCUCGGACAUAAGCAAACACCUUUGGACGACGUCCCGCCGAAGGAACAAUUCUGGGGCAUCGCUGAGAACGGCGACAUGAUUUGCGAUGGCGUCGUCAAGAUGAAACUGCCGAAAACCGUCGAGGAGGGCGAUACUGUCGUCAGUUUUUUAUGCCAAUGAUUUUUCUUUAUACACUUUUCGACGGAAAUUCUUGACAGAAAAAUCAAGGAAUUCUUGGACUAAAAGAAAACUUAUCUUAAUAAGCAUACUAAUGACGUUAAAAAAAUUGAAAGCUAACCCAACUUUUUUUAACGUUGUGAGACAAUCGCCAUGUGUCACAUCAUCAAAGUUUCUCAGUUAGAUUUCAGUUGGACUCCGAAUGUCGUUGCAUUUUGCUAUUUCUUUUUUAGCGGUUAGAUCAACAAAAAAAUUUAAAAGUUAAGCGCUAUUAAAGGAUCAAGACCCCUCGCAAUUAUUAAUCGACGCGAUGAAAGGCUGCGUUUGAGGGGCGGAGUCAGCCGUUUGACAUUUGAAACCUGAACUUAAAAGGAGCCUUCUUAUUAAAUCAAUUCGAGUGCGGAGUAUCUUCAUGGUCAAUCCAGGAAAACUUGAAAGUGUAGAAAAAUCGAUUGAAGUUGUCCGUUUUUUUUUAGUAGGAAGGAAUUUCCAAAGAUUGAAUUUUUGAAAAAAAUCUAUUUGCGGAUUCUUGUCAUUUUUUUAUGUAAAAUCCCAAGUUCUGCACUUAUUCCGUAGCGCUAGGAGUUCCACAAUCAGUUAUGAUUGUGGUUGUAACAAGAAAAGAGAGCAAACGCCCGCUGGCUGGUUUUUUUUUUUCAAGAGCACAUGUUCACACAACAACUUCUUUUAACCUUUCGGGAAUUUUUUUGGGUUUGAUGAACGGCCGGCUACAAAAUGGCUUUGAAAGACAAUUAGUAGCUUUUCGAAAUAUUUGAAAAAAAUUCUCAUAGUCUGUUUUUUUGAUUUGUACUCCAUUCACCUAUAAAAUUAUCGAGAUAAAAUUAUAUAAACCUCAAAAUUGAGGCGCAAAUACAUACGGCCGUUUGAUAAAUUUUGCUCAUUUUUUUUUCUUUCCUGUGUGAAGGCCUUUUCGAAAUGUUCCGCAAAAGUUCUUCCUUGAAAACCUAGGGAUAAUAAAAUUCAGGCCAGAAAUCAUGGGAAGUUAAGAAACAGCUUUCCUUUGAUUUUGGAAGGAACUCUUUGAAUAAAAAAAUAGAGUGAUUAAAGCAAUGAUAAAAGUCAAAUCCUUAUCAGCAUCGAUUUUCAGGGUGUUUGCUACGAUCACGUCGAACUCACGUUCUUCAUCAACGGAGUACGUUGCGAUGACACGCUGACUGGUAUCAAGGGACCUGUAAGUUUUUUCUUCCGUCAUGGCUUAAAAGGAAAAAAAUGGGAGUGAAACUGCAAAGUCGGGUUGGCUUUAAGGUUUAAUCCUUGAAAGACUCUUCUUUGGCGAGCAGUUUCACAUUUGAAAAAGAGGGGUUGAAACUGCAAUAAGAUUUUAAACAGCCUGAAUAGCAGUACGAAAUUCAUCAGAAUGAUUUUGAGUCCUUGGAAUGGUUUUUUCUAAAGUUUUAUUUUCAAUGAGAAAACUUUUUGAUUUAUCUCUAGAAGGUUGCUGAUAUUCAACUUAAUUGAAAAUUACUCAAAUUAUGUUUUUCAGGUCUACCCAAUGCUCUACGUCGACGACUCGGCCAUCCUAGACGUCAAGUUCAAGAACUUUUCCUACGAUCCUCCUUCGGGCUUUGGCGAGAUCCUGGUCGAGCAAACUCUUCUUUGA